GGGGGCCGUACAAACGGGCUGGCGCCGGGCGCUGCUCGCUGGAGGAGCGGAGGGGAGCGGGCGGCAGCGGGCGCUCGUUGCACUGCCCGCCCCGCCGGCACCGGGAGCGCUUCCCACGGCUCCGCCACCGCCUCCUCCUCCGGUACCGGCACCCACGGGCGCCCAUGGCAUGGCGCGGAGGGCUCUGCUCCACGGCUCCGCGCCCCCGCGCAAAGUUUCCGUUUGAGAAAUACGCAUCCACUCAGCAAAACAAAAACAAAUUUUAAAGGUUGUUCUCGGUGGAAAUCACUCCAUGCCCCAUUACCUGCUUGAGUGAAACCAGACUAAGAACUUCUGUCAUGGCAGCUUUUCUGCUGGGAGCUGUGUUGCUUAUUGUUCAACCUCAGAUAGUGCCUUCCAGACCGGCUAUAAAUUCAAAGGCUGAGACUUCUGCUCAGUCUGUUCAGAGAGAGCUUUUAAAGAAAACAUCUCAAAAAAAUGACUUCAAGGAAAACAUUCAUUCUAAUGGAUCAUGCCGGCAGCUGCCACAGACUAUCAUUAUUGGAGUGAGAAAAGGUGGAACGAGAGCUUUGUUAGAGAUGUUGAGUCUUCAUCCAGAUAUUGCAGCAGCAGAAAGUGAAGUUCACUUCUUUGACUGGGAAGAUCAUUACAGAAAUGGAUUGCGGUGGUAUAUUAAUCAAAUGCCAUUCUCUUAUCCACAUCAGAUCACAGUGGAAAAAACUCCAGCGUAUUUCACAUCACCUAAAGUGCCUGAAAGAGUUUAUAACAUGAACCAAUCUAUGAGACUACUCCUUAUUUUAAGAGACCCGAGUGAGAGAGUACUGUCAGAUUACACCCAAGUGUUCUAUAACCACAUGCAGAAGCACAAGCCGUAUCCAUCCAUUGAACAAUUCCUGAUUAAAGAUGGUGAACUCAAUGUGGACUACAAGGCAAUAAACAGAAGCUUAUACUACAUUCACAUGCAAAACUGGUUGAAGUAUUUUCCCCUUGAUCAUAUCCACAUUGUAGAUGGGGAUAAGCUAAUCAAAGAUCCAUUUCCAGAAAUAGAGAAGGUAGAGAGAUUUUUGAAAUUAUCACCACAGAUAAAUGCUUCAAACUUUUAUUUCAAUAAAACUAAAGGCUUCUACUGCUUAAGGGACAGUGGGAGGGAGCGUUGUUUACAUGAGUCAAAAGGACGAGCGCACCCACAAGUAGAUACCUGGUUACUCGAGAAACUGCAUGAAUACUUCCAUGAACCCAACAAGAAAUUUUUUGAGCUCGUUGGCAGAACAUUUGACUGGCACUCAUUAGUUGCAAGUUAGUGGUGAGCUUCAGAAUCUAUGUUCCAGUGUACAUCUAGAAAUUUUAAAAAGGGCAUUUAUGCUAUAAUUUAUUUGUAAAAAUCCGUAAAUACUUCUGUACAGUAUUAGAUUCACAAUUGCCAUAUAUACUAGUUAUAUUUUUCUACUUGUUAAAUUUGAAAGCAUUUUGUAUUGUUUUUCAUGGUUGUUAACAUUGUGUAUGAUGUGUCUAUAUGAAGAAACUAAAUUAUUUCACUGCAGAAGAUGCUCUCUUGAGAAUGUGUUGUCUUUUUAAUAAAUAAGAAGUUCAUUUCAACAAAACCCUUCAGAAUUAUUUGAAUACUUCAGUCUUUCUGGACUAUUCUGGACUUUCUCCUCUAAUUGCUAAUGAAUAUGCUAAGCUUUACAUUUCUAUUUUUCUUGCUUUAAAAUGUGGUCUAAUUUCUUUUCUCAUCUGAAAAUAUUGUUGUAAUUUGAAAAUUGUUCCAUCCUGCUUUAUAAAAUUAUUUCCUGAAAAAGUGGUACUUCUUGCACAUGUUGGGAUAUGCACAGCCAAAGGAUGAUGGAAGGCUCUGUAUCAUAAAACAUGUUAACAGCUGUACACUUACCUUUAUAGUUAAUGCUAUAACAGUUGCUCCUCAAAUUCUUUGGCAGUACCAUGCUAGUUUCAUGGCAGUUUUUUAAAGAUUCUGUGGGGACCAGCUCAUAAAAAUCCAGAAUUAAGUGCAGAAAUAUAGUCAACCUGAAAAUUUUCUACAGUUGAUGAACGUACAUAUACUUCAUA
Messenger RNA from Cygnus atratus (black swan), 2064 nucleotides. It is a transcript of the gene HS3ST1, whose product is annotated as heparan sulfate-glucosamine 3-sulfotransferase 1. The record is from RefSeq and is a predicted model, not a curated record. Gene Ontology annotation, molecular function: [heparan sulfate]-glucosamine 3-sulfotransferase activity. The transcript is spliced from 2 exons. Lineage: Eukaryota; Metazoa; Chordata; Aves; Anseriformes; Anatidae. Bases 339 to 1301 code for a protein of 320 amino acids.